Messenger RNA from Lytechinus variegatus (green sea urchin), 2044 nucleotides. Its product is annotated as membrane-bound transcription factor site-2 protease-like. The record is from RefSeq and is a predicted model, not a curated record. Gene Ontology annotation, molecular function: metalloendopeptidase activity; protein binding. The transcript is spliced from 9 exons. The coding region runs from base 341 to 1810 and encodes 489 amino acids. Gene Ontology annotation, cellular component: cytoplasm; membrane. Lineage: Eukaryota; Metazoa; Echinodermata; Echinoidea; Temnopleuroida; Toxopneustidae. Gene Ontology annotation, biological process: membrane protein intracellular domain proteolysis; regulation of response to endoplasmic reticulum stress.
UAUAGCCUAAUUAAAUAAAGCGAUCAGCUGAAAAGCAUGGCCGUGAUGUCUGUUGUUGUUCAAAACAAGAUUUUUCCCGAAAUUAAGUUUGUAGCAGAUUACUAACAGACUCCGAUAUAAACAUGCCGUUAUAAACAAGUCUAGCAUUUACUGACGAAAGAUUUUCAAGAAUGGAACCAAAAGAAUGAAUAUUUGACUCGAGAAAUAGAUUCGGAUCGCCGACGCAUUACCGGACCCGUUUUGUGCUCAACACUGACCCGAGGCUACCCGCGACGCGUUUACUGCAAGUGCGUGUGGGAGACUUUGUUUUGCAAUCGGAAGCUUUAACAAAACAAACAACAUGCUGCGGACAACAUGGAUUGCAAUGCUGUUGGGUUUCUGGUCGUCAUUGUACCUUGCUGAUACAUAUUUAAAGACUCACAGACGAUGCGGAGAGCAGUACACCUCAUUCCAGGAGCGAUGUGGACUGUCAGUUUCCAUAGCCCAGUUGAAAUGCUACACCACAAAGUUCAACCGUCUCUUCAUCAGACUAGGCCAGUGUAAACCUCGUCUGCUUCGAACUUGGUUUUCUUGCGGUGCCUGCUUUGGGGUGGUGUUGAUGUUUGUUUCCAUAGCUCUGCUCCUGAUGACCUUGGUGAAAGCUUUCUCUCAAGAUAAACCAGAACAAGUCCUCACACCAGUGAUGCCAGGUGUGAAUCUACCCUUGAACCAGAUCACCUAUUUCUUUGCUGUUCUUCUCAUCAGUGGUAUCAUACAUGAGCUGGGCCAUGCUAUAGCUGCUGUCAGGGAGAAUGUCCGGGUGAAUGGCUUUGGUGUGUUUGUGAUGUUGAUCUAUCCUGGUGCCUUUGUUGAUCUCCACACCGAGCAUCUUCAAGCACUCAAUGCCAUCGGUCAGCUUAGGAUAUACUGUGCAGGGGUCUGGCAUAACUUCUUACUGGUCAUCUGGGGUGUGGUCAUUUUAAUGACCAUGCCUUACCUUCUAAGCCCCCUCUACCUGACCGGUAAUGGUGUGGUCAUUACAGAGGUCUUACCAAAUUCUCCAGUUUAUGGUCGGAGGGGUCUUGCACCAGGCUACCAGGUGACCAGUAUUAAUGGUUGUCCAGUUUAUAAUACAGAGACAUGGACACAGUGUCUGAGAGGUGUAGUUUUUUAUCCAGUCUUUGGUCAUUGUAUGCCUGCAGGCAAGGCACAACAGCUCAACAAAGCAGUUAAAUUAUAUAAGGGAUCAGGAGGGGAGAUAGAAUGCUGUAGGAAUGAUAGUGUAGCAGAACUGUGCUUCUCGUAUAGACUGGGCGAAGAGGCUGAAAAACCAGAAAAAAUGUAUGCUUGUUUAGAAGCAAGGCCAGUGAUAGAGCUACCUCGAUGUCAUAAAGCCAGUGAUUGCCUUCAAACUAGAAAGAUGGUCUGCUUACAUCCAUCAUUAGAUAACUCUAGUCGUCUUCUAAGAGUAGCUCACAACUCAGGUCCUCCCGUACUCUAUGUAGGAGAUCCAUACUUCUUCAGCUAUACAGUGAGGAUCAGCAGUUAUGUUCCCAAGUAUGAUUGGCUUCCUCUUACUCUGCCUGAGGUCAUAGAAAUGUUCUGCAAAUAUUUAAUCUCCCUGUCUGGUGCUUUAGCAAUCCUCAACGCAAUGCCAUGCUAUGCCUUAGAUGGACAAUGGAUCCUAAUGGCCGCCAUAGAACACUUCUUACCGGGUUUGAUACCAAGCCCAUCUGAUCGUAACGUCAUCUACAGUCUUAUUAUGAUCUUCGGUACCAUUAUCCUCAUCGCUAACGUCGUUCUUGCCAUGUUUACGUUGGUUGCCAGGUAGCAGAGGGACUCAUGGGAUUGGGCGGGAAUUUUUUUGUAUUUUAUGAUGAACGUUUUCAUAGUUUUAUACAGCUUUUAUAAAUGUGAAAAAAAUGAAUAUUCCAAGUAUUAAAUAAUGUAGAAAUGCAGUUAUUUCUGUACGAGCUCAAAUUAUAUUUUAUUUUGUCGAUGACAGUCAAUGCAUAAUUGCAUGCAGGCUUCCAUUAAAUGUUUUUAGAACUGAAAUCAUCUUGGC